AAUAAUAUCGUUCACAUUCUAAUGAAUAACUAUGUCGAGUAAUAUCGAUGGAUCCGCACCGAUGUGAUCUAACGAGGAUUUCAUGAGUCGUAAAUGUAGACGAAUAUUCGAGAGAAUUUUCAAAGGAAUUCAAUUGCAAAGUGAAAUUUCUGAAAGCGAGUAAAGUUCCGAAAAGCGCAUACCGGCGUUUAAUCUGAAACUCUGUAUGCCUGGGUAUUUUAUCCCUAAAAACUGUCAUUUGCACAAAAUGUUGAAUGUUUAUUUUAUUAAUGCGACCGAAUAACGCGCGAUAGAUCGUUUCUGAUGACUGAUUGACUAGUCGGGUUCGAUUUAUCGAGCAGAUGGAGGAACUUUCGAAAUUCGAAGAAAACGUGAGUUGAUCGGUUAAUAUUUGUGUUGAAUCAAGUGUCAGGUAAAAUCUAUUUUUUGUGGAACGGACGGAUCUGCGGUAAUCCGACGAAUACACAGACCUUGCUUCGUCGUUGCCCCCCAAGCCCUAUUGUAGCCUAUUGCAGAUCCCAUUAUAGGGAUCGCAGAGGGAGAGGGAGGCAUAAUACAUAUAGAAAUUGACACUUUGACGUUCAAUCUACGUUAAUGCGCGUUGUCGUCGGCAUCGCGACGCAUCGCGUUGCGGCCGAUUAGCUCGAACGGCAUUGGGCAGCUGAAAAGGGGUAAAAAUGAACGACUCCUAGGAGCACGUGGAACGUAUUUAAAAGUAGGAGAUGGCCUCGUCGAAGCGGAAAGGAUUCUGGAGAAGGCAGGGGCCGAGGGUGGCCCGGGUGCGUCCGUACGCGUGUACGCAUGUACGUACAUGCCCGACCCGUUUGGGCGUGCAGAAUCGGUAUAUAUAAACGAGGCGGGCGCAGCCAUCCUCGCUCAGUAAGUUUUCGCCGGCGCGGUCUGGCUCUCGAGCGACGAAUAAAUUAACAUUGAACUCAAGGCGAUCGCCCAGAACUUCGGGUCGGAGAAUUUCAAUGCUCGAAAAGACUCUUUGCCGAACAUGACCGGUCGUACCGUUUUGUGCGCGAUAGUAAGUGCAUUGGUACUCGCGACGAGUCCUCGUGCUCUCCCCCAGAAUAGCGAGCGACCCGCGACCGGAGCGCUUUCUCAAGUUUCGGUGACCUCGAACUCCGGACCAAGGUCCGGUGACGACUUCGUUUUCGACGGUCCGGCCGACAGACCAGCCAACAGGCCGCUCCCUCAAGGAGGAGACGAUAACGCGAAUGGCAGUGACUGGGGUCAACCAAGGCCGGCCACCUCGUCCGCCGCUACGACGACGCAGGCUCCGGCCGAGCCUACCAGGAUGAGCGACUGCGAAGCUUCGUGCCCGAGCACACCGGAAUACAAUCCAGUUUGUGGAACCGACGGGGUAUCGUACUCCAAUCCUGGAAGACUUACUUGUGCCAGGCGAUGUGGGAAAGUUGUGGAGACGAAUCAUUUUGGACCAUGUUCUAGUGGUGCGAUAAGAGGUUAACAUUGUAUUAAAAAAUACAAAUUAUCUUUGAUAAGAGCAAUUGUUUUGCUCUCAAAAUUACUACAUGUCCUUUUGUUGGUUGAUAUUCUCAUUAAAUGCAACCCUUAAAAAUUAA
Molecule: messenger RNA, 1589 nt
Organism: Orussus abietinus
Lineage: Eukaryota; Metazoa; Arthropoda; Insecta; Hymenoptera; Orussidae
Product: four-domain proteases inhibitor
Exons: 4
Coding region: 1001-1474 (157 amino acids)
Molecular function (GO): serine-type endopeptidase inhibitor activity; protein binding
Source: RefSeq, a predicted model, not a curated record